GUUUCUAUAAUAAUGGAGAGAGUCCUCACCGAAGUAGUAACUUAAAUUUUCACCUUGAAAAACAAGAUAAAGAUGGAGCGGCGCAUCUUCGACGCCUUGCGCGAGAGCGGUUGUGCGCGGCCCGCACGCAAGGAGGUUCGCGAGGCUCUGGCCUUCUGCAAUGCCGUAAAGGGGUCCUUCACCGAUGUGAAGGUGAUUCUCGAUGUCGCGGGAGGCCACGGCGCACUGGCUGCCCUUUUCUUGGCUUUGCACAGGCCUGUCGAGCGCGCGAUUGUGAUAGACCCUUUCGAGGUGCGAGCAGGAAAGGACGGCGUACGCAAAGUGUUUGGGCAAUUCGUGGACACUGAGUCGCUUCCCAGAUAUCGCCACGAGCGUCUUCAGACUGCACUGCCGGACGAAAUUCGCAAACUCCUCGGAGAACACAACCAAGGUCCAAAAAGUCAAAGAUCCACCGAAGCGGAAGAAGCAGGCGCAAGGAUAUUCAAAGAAGCUUCGACGUCCUCAACGGAUCCGGAGUUAACAGGAAAAGGAGAAGGAGAUGAACAUCGAGAACUUGCUUUCUCGACUAAAUUAACAGGAGGAGGACCAGGAGACGAACAAGUUGCUUCUACAACGACGUCCUCUACUUCUACGACGUCCUCUACUACCAAAGUUUACAAGCCGCAAGAAAUUUUGGUGGUUGCGUGCCACGCAUGCCAGCACCUGACAGAGGAAACAAUUGAGAUAGCGCAGAGCUUCGGUGUACAUGUUGCUGUGAUGCCUUGCUGUCAUUCCGAUAGGACACAGGGCGCGCGGUGGAAGGCCACAGCCGGUGCCUUGUGGCAGAAACUCAUGGAAAAAGACGAGAAUCUUAGAAGUAUUACAGCUAUAAAGGCAUCUUCAGAGGAAGAAGCAACGACAAAGACAUCAUCAGGAGAAGUUUCCGCUCGUUGUCCCGAAGAAGUAGGAGUUGUUGAAACUAUAUCGAAGACGAGUCAGAAGAGGCCUUCAACAUCGAAGAGCCAGAAGAACAGCAAAGGUGGGAGUUUCUUUCCUGCGGUGAGCGAUCUUUUAACACUAGGUAGAAUGGAGAUGCGUGGGUCAGAAGCUGGCGUGCUGUACGAAACACGAAUGAAGUUCGUAGCUGAAGAUAUCACACCACAAAACAGAAUUCUUAUCGGUAUAAGCAGGCCCAUUCCGACGCCGAGAGAAACGGGUCGAGGUGGCGGAGAUAAACUGCAUCAUCUGCGAAGGAGGGCAGAUAUUAGACUUGGAAAGCUAGGAGAGCUUGCAGGGAUACGGGAAGGCACUUCAUCUGAUAUCAAUGACACUUAUGAUGGUGAAGUAGACGAAGGUGAUGUGAAAUCCUGUUAUGCAGCACCAGAUGAGGGGAAUUCUAGUCAUUCCAUAAAAUCUACAAAGAGAAAUGAAGCAGAAGCAAGGCUCGAAAAUGCUUAUCGAGCGGCACAUCGCGCCCCGAAAACAAAAGCUGGAGGUGCUUAGCUUCUGCCCGUCACUGGUUUUAACUAACGCGAUUUUAACUAACUGGCGAGCAACAUUUGGAAGUAUUUGUGAUUAUACCUACACUAACAAUUCCACUCUUCCAGACGUUCUUUGAGCGCUUUUAUUCUUCUCUGUCGCAAAGCAACUUAAGUAC
This is a messenger RNA of Amoebophrya sp. A25, 1636 nucleotides long. The record is from the annotation of a GenBank genome assembly. NCBI's taxonomy places the organism in Eukaryota, Dinophyceae, Syndiniales, Amoebophryaceae.